CGACAAGACCGUCUAGAGUCCCGAUCAAGACGCCAACAUGAGGCAGACUUCCUUGCCGCUUGAGAAUCUUCAAGCAUGGUCGCACUUCAAUGACGUGCAGCUAUUUGAUGUUUUGGUAGAACCUCAUAUCAUUGCAGACGGCGUGGACAAAGGAGGCGGACUCCUAGCACAAGCAGACCACGCAGAAGCAGAACCCCUGGUGGCGGUGCCUCUGGAUCUUGUCUUGUCAAAACAGAGAGUAGAGGAAGCUGCGAAAUCAGACAAGCAUCUGAAAGAGCUGAUAGAAGCAGCUGCAUCUUUAUUUCAGAAACCUCGCACUGCAGUAUUACUAUUCCUGGUCUACCAAAUGACCAUCAACAGCCCGGACAACAAGGGCCAUGCUCUCGGCUUCAACAACCCCUUUGCAGAUUAUGUGAAGUUUCUGCCCAAGGAUAUCCCCUUGCCCACAUUCUACACCCCAGAGGAGCGGGACUUAUUGAUCGGCACUUCUCUCGCCGAAGCCCUGGAUCAAAAACUAGUCAGCCUCGAAAGAGAAUUUGAAAGUCUGAAAACAGCAACGGAGACCAUCCCGUGGUGCCAACGAGCAUGGUGGGACGAAAUCACAGGGUGCUUGGACAUCGGAGAUUGGAAGCUUGCAGAUGCGAUGUAUCGGUCUCGUGCCCUAGACCUGCCACGGGGAUCUAGUAUUGGCAUGGUUGCUGUUGUUGACAUGGCAAACCACGCUUCCGACGAUCGCUACAAUGCAAGAUUUGAAGUGGACGAAGACGCUGGUACCGUAUUGCUUGUCGUGCGAGACCAGAGAUCCAUCCAGGCUGGGGAAGAGGUCUCGAUCAUGUACGGGGCAGGAGGGGCAUGUGAGAUGAUAUUCUCCUAUGGAUUCCUGGAAGACCACGCGAGCAGUGCCAGGGAGAUGUUCCUCAGUUUGUCCAUUCCAGCCGAGGACCCUUUCAGACUGGCAAAGAUCCGGUUCGCCCAAGAAGCGCCAGGCGUAAGGAUCUAUGUGGAUGAUGCGGACCAGGUGCACUGGGACAGUACUUUCGUCUGGUGGGCGUGCGUCAACCAGGAAGAUGGCCUGGACUUUCGAGUGGAGCAGACUGUGGACGGAGAUACGGAGCUCAAGGCUACAUGGAAAGACAACGACCUUGAAGCUGAGGACCUGCGCUCUACUCUCCAUGAAGCUCCUGUCCGGGAUAUAUUCGUCCUUCGUGCGACUGUCUUGGUUCAGCAAAGGGUUGAGGAGCAGGGGAUGCGUCUAGCAGCCAGUGAAGAUGAUUUUGAAAAUGCUCUUCCCAAUCCUCAGAUCAGGCCAUCGACAUACGACACGAUCGGAAGACUCCGGAGCCUGGAGCUGGAGCUACUGACGAGGGCCUUUGAAACGCUAGAGCGUCAGAAGCUUCAACUACUUGAUUCUACGGUCGUCCGCGCUUACUUGCAACACGGCGGUAGUGGUGCAGAUUCAUCGCCUGGAGAAUUCCCAGAGGAUUUCUCGUGAAGGCUGCAUUGCUGCAACUUGUGGCGCAGACAUCGGUGCGGAUGUCUUCGGAGCGUACCUCAAGGUGGUAUGAGGCCCCGAGAUACAGGACGUUUGUUUUUGUACUGGAUGAGCUGACAUUUGGAUACGCCGUGCAAGGUCUACAUCCAUCUUCAUGCAUUGAUUGGCCUUUUGGUGCCAUUGGACCCACCAUUUGCAGCACGUUUCGUACUGUGCCAGAUCUGCUUUUUCCGGCGACAUGGUGACAUUCCCUUCGUCCAUGAUCCGCUUACAAGGAGCUGCACAUUGUACACUGAACUCAGUCCCAGCCGCAGGUUGGUCGGCGAGUUUGUUUUUCUCAGAGACAAUCG
Messenger RNA from Exophiala xenobiotica, 1842 nucleotides. RefSeq lists its product as uncharacterized. Gene Ontology annotation, molecular function: protein-lysine N-methyltransferase activity; protein binding. Gene Ontology annotation, cellular component: nucleus. The transcript has 3 exons. The record is from RefSeq and is a predicted model, not a curated record. Gene Ontology annotation, biological process: peptidyl-lysine monomethylation. The coding region runs from base 38 to 1492 and encodes 484 amino acids. Lineage: Eukaryota; Fungi; Ascomycota; Eurotiomycetes; Chaetothyriales; Herpotrichiellaceae.